This is a messenger RNA of Clavispora lusitaniae ATCC 42720, 591 nucleotides long. NCBI's taxonomy places the organism in Eukaryota, Fungi, Ascomycota, Pichiomycetes, Serinales, Metschnikowiaceae. The record is from RefSeq and is a predicted model, not a curated record.
AUGUCUUUGCUAGCCGGCUUUGCAUUGAUGUUUGUGCUAGACAAUUGCUCGCUUCGUUUCGAGUUAUCAAGCGACUCUAACAACCUGGAGUGGAGAAGAAAACUUGUCUCUGUAGCCACAUCCACAUUGACAGUGGGGCUUCUUCUGCACUCUUUCGUUGAUGGAAUAGCGUUGGGGACUUCUUUCUUGAACGGAGAUACUUCUUUCGAGCUCCUCUUUUUUUUCGUCAUCAUCAUCCAUAAGUUGCCUACGGCUAUGAGUCUUUCUGUCGUACUCCUACAAGAAGGACUUCCGGCUGAAAUGUGCCAGUUUCAUGCAUUACUAUUUUCCUUGUCAACGCCUCUUGCUUCCAUAUUGACAUACACUAUAGCCAUUUGCUUUGAUGUGAAGAGUCUUUUCGCCGUGGGAUGCCUUCUUCUAAUCAGUGCUGGAACAUUCUUGUACAGCGUAAUGCAUGUGAUGAAUGAAAUCACACACAAGGCCGACUAUUCUCCUAUGGAAGAACAGAGGCCCGAAUCCAUGUCUCGCCUGCAGUUACUUCUUGCUGCAUUGGGAAUGGUAGUACCAGUCGCUUUUGCUCAAUUGGGUUAA